AUGCCUCGGCCUAACAAUAUUCGUUCUCGACAGAAUCAACCGACAGCUGGAGCUUUGAUUGCCGCCUGGCCCUCCCCGUCCAGACAAUGCAAAGAUCAAGAAUGGCCCCCUGACGACUGGCAGGGUCUAGUCCUCGUGAUACUCGGUGCUGGUCGUCAGCCGGCGUCGUUGCUGUUGAUGGUCGCCGGAGGGAGAGGCGUGAUGCGGCAUGGCUCCAUUACCGCCGUCGCCGCACCUCCCAAAGGCAACGUCGAAUAUUCCACCAGGUCAUCAACCGUCGACCUCGAGUCCGGGACGCAGGUUCAUCACACAGCCACGGCCCCUCCAACCUCCAACCCCCACGUCCCCACGUCGGGCCCGACCCCAAAAACAUCCGCCUCCAAAAAUCCAUCCCCACACGCCCUGCCUGCUAACAUGGCUCUCACAUCUCACACCCUCCGCAGCAUUGAUUAG
Metarhizium album ARSEF 1941 is the source of this 453-nucleotide messenger RNA. RefSeq lists its product as uncharacterized. Lineage: Eukaryota; Fungi; Ascomycota; Sordariomycetes; Hypocreales; Clavicipitaceae. The record is from RefSeq and is a predicted model, not a curated record. Bases 1 to 453 code for a protein of 150 amino acids. The transcript has a single exon.